GGACUUUUGUCUGGAGGUGUGUAUGCUGUUAUGGUCUCUAUGAAUUCCUAUGGGUAUCAGUCGUGUUGCAUCUGAAAGACACUUUCUACGGAAUCAUCUAUUAUCUCAAGCUCUUGCAGUCUCCUGCCUCCUCUUCCACACAGCUCUCUGAGCCCUGAGAGGAGGGGUUUGAUGAUGACAUUACACUUAGAACUGAGUGCUCUGAAACCUCUUGCUCUGCAUAUUGUCUAAUCGUGGGUCUCUGAUCAUUCCCACCCCCGAAACAAGCUGCUUUUCUGAUGUGGGCUGAUGAAGGCAUUGCUCUAUGAGUCUAACAGUAUGUCACUGGAAUCAAGACUAGGUAAGCCAUGGGCCUAGAGGAAAUCCUAACACUGUUGUUCUCUAAAUAGAACAUGGCCACUGUCGUGUAAUAAGCAGUUUUUGAGGGACACUUAAAAUCAAGCCUUAUUAACAAGCAGUUUAAAACAAAACAAAAUCCCAUUGAGAUGGAGAAAUAGUUUGAUGACUCAAAACAUUUACUCUUCUUUCAGAAGAGCAGGGUUUGGUCCCCAGUGCCCACAUAAGGUGGUUCAUAUCCAUUUAUAAUUCUUGUGGUACCUGACACCUCUGGUCUCCUUGGGCACCAGCACUUAUAUGCAAUUACCCAUUCAUAGUUAAAAGUAAUAAAAAAUCCUUUUUAAAAAUCCUCAGCCACUGGUAUCAUAUAUUCUGGACAGUCCUGUCUAUUCCUACAGUCUACAGUGUUGACAGUAAUAGUAGGGUGUGCUGACAAGAGGCUUGGCUUGGUUGGUAUCCGGUGAGCAGACAAAAAACCUCAUGCAAUGGCAGUCAGCAUCCGUGACCAACUCCUGCCCCUGCAGACUGAAACAUGACAGAAAGGGAAAACUGACAGGACAUGUGAAGAGAAAGGGAUUUCUCUUCUAGGAGUCUAGUUGAAGUCUGGCCAUCUGAGAGACAAGAAUUCCAAGACAAUUAACAAAAUUAGCCAUGAAGGUUGCCUAUAUACAGAGAAUAUUCCUUUUAUAUAAAGAAAUUUUAAAUUGGCAUAUUCCUGACUCAAAGACAGCAAAUUUCCCCUUAGGGAAGAUUCUAGAAAUGGCAUCCUUCCCAUUUAAGAGCAGCUUUUAAAUCGAGGAUCAGAAGACAUAAAAUUUAAAAGACUUAUAGUAUCCACAUAACCCAACUAAUCUAUAGGCCCAUGUGCUCAUGUUUAAACGUUCUUUUCCCCCUUUUCUUCCCAUAAGGGCUUGGAGAAAGUAUGUGUCUGCCUAACAUAGAUGCAUUUAAAAUACUUCCCCAUGCAUUAUCUUCAGUGGUUCGAUGCAUUUUUUUUUUUUUUGGUUCUUUUUUUCGGAGCUGGGGACCGAACCCAGGGCCUUGCGCUUCCUAGAUAAGCGCUCUACCACUGAGCUAAGUCCCCAGCCCCCUGGAUGCAUUUUUUUAAAAGUGUGAUUUGUCAGCAUUUUAAGGUACAGGCACAAGAGUCUCACCGCUCUCCAUACUUCCCCCAGGUGAGGGAUAUCUUCCACUAAAGCCACAUCAGCUUUAAAGCUGAGCCACACUUCAGGACUAGCUACUUUAUGAAGCAGAAUUAGAGAUUUUAUUACAUAGUUGCUUCUGCUGCUGGGAUACAAUAUCACUGUAUAGUUACUUUCUGUCGCUGUGAUACAAAAUCACCGUAAUAGUUACUUUGUCACUGAUACAUUAUAUACCUAUUUUCUGUCGCUGUGAUACAGUAUCACCUUAUAGGUACUUUCUGUGGCUGUGAUAUAACAUCCCUGUCAAAGCAAGGAACAGAAGAGUUUACUGUGGCUUAGGGUUCCAGAGGGAUGAGAGUCCCUCAUGAUGGGGAGGCUUGGCUGCAAGAGCAAGAGUCUGAGAUCAUAGUCUUCAUUUUUUUGAAAGAUUUUUUUUAAUGUGUAUAGUUGAUUUGCCUGUGUGUAUGCAUAUGUGCCAUGUGCUCAUGGAAGUCAGAACUGGAAUUUCUGGUGCUUGUGAGUCACCAGGUGGAUGCUGGGAAUUGAACUUAGGUCCUCUGCAAGAGCAGCCAGGGCUCUCAACCACAGAGCCAUCCCCCUUCCCCCCGACCCCCAGACUCCUAAGAGAUGACAUCUUCAACCACAGACACUAAACAGAGUGAACUGGACUAAUGCCUGACCCCAGAGACAUACUUCAUCCAGCAAGGCUCAACCUCCAAAUGGUUCCAUAACCUCACAAAGUGCGACUGAGGAACAAGCAUUUGAACAUAUAAGCUUAUGAAGACAUUCCACCACAUCUUUAUUUAAUAUUUGUGUGUAUGUUGAUGAUGUUUGUGUUUAUUUGUGCACCGUUGUCCAUGUACCCCCCUUUGUGUGUAGAGGUCAAAGGACAACUCUGGGUGUCUACCCUUACCUUCUAGCUGAAGACAGAUCUCAUCAUUACUUCAUACACCUGGCCCAGGAGCUUCCAGAAAUUCCUGAUUACAGACACACAAUCUGUGGGUCAAAACUCAGGUCUUCAUGCUUGCACAGCAGGCGAUUUAUCCACUAAGCCCUCUCUCCAGUCCGUAGUAAAGAUGUGUUCAUAUAGGCUUAAGUUCAGGGGUUAGGAGGAAAAGCAUGGCGGUGAGCUCCUCAAAGAGCUCAAAGACCCAUUGUUUUCUCAAUGCUCCUAGACAGGAUUUUGGGCGGGGGUUGAGGUUACAUCAUAGGGUGGUUUCUACUCUUCCAGAGGACCUGAGCUAGGUUCCCAGUGUUGGCUCCAACUGUCUAAAACUCUAGCCAGGGAAGCCAGUCCUGCCCUCUUCAGGCACUUGCACAAAUGUGAACACACACACACACACACACACACACACACACACACACAAAUAAAUCCUAAAGAGAACUACAAAAUAAACAGUAUUUUCUGUGAAGGCUGUUGACAUGAAAUUAAUAUUGUUCACAUAGAUAUUUAGGUUAAUCUAGCAGUGACCGGGCUGAAGAUCUGAAUGUGUGUUACUUUAUGUAGGUAGGGCCCUCUUUCUUGCUCCCAGAAAUUGCCUGAGAAUUUUUAUACCUUAACUUUGUUCAUAGUAAAGCUAUCCUACAUUGCUGAAUGCUAUCAGUUGUAAGCCUGUCAUUGUGUAUGUGUUUCUAAGUGUGGAAGCCAGAAAGGUCAACUUCCAGUAUCUGCCUAUAGCCCUUUGCACAUGCUUUUGAGACAGGGCCUCUCAUUGAACAUAGAGUCAAUGUUUUGGCUAGGCUGGCAGGACAGUGAACCUCUCACCCCAGGACCUGCCUGUCUGUGUUCCUCCAGUGUACUAGCCUUUUCUAUGGCUGCUGGGGAUCUGAACUCAAGUCCUCACACUUAGUAAGCACUUUAUCCACUCAGCCAUUUCCCUGGCCCAGAAAAGGACUUUUACAAAGAUGUCACUCGAUAUUCAACUUUGAACUGCACACUUGCAUCUUAUCGCCAGGCACUACCUGGAGUACAUUUUGAAAUUUUUUAUUUACUUAUUUUAAUUUUACCUAAAAAUUGGUUAUGGGUGUUUUGCCUACAUGUAUAUCUGUGUGGGCCAGAAGAGGCCAUUGGAUCCCCUGAGACUGGAGUUAGUUAUAAGGGGAAGGAACUGGUGUCCUCUGAAAGCAGCCAGAGCUGUCAAUUGUUGAGCCAUCUCUCUACUCCCACCUGUAUUGUUUAUAUUUCUAAGUGACUUUAUAUAACCCUGGCUGGCCUAGAACUUACUAUGCAAACCAGGCUGGCCUCAAACUUACAGAAAUUCACCGCCUCUGUUUUUUGAUGCUUGAUUAAAGGUGUUGACUACCAUGCCUCCCCUGUAUUAUUUUUUAAAAUGUUUUCAUUACAUUUAUCCAUUAAUGUGUUGGUGCCGGUGUACACAUUCCUGAGUAUGUUUUUGCCCCAGUCCCCCUAUGGAGGUUAAAGGAUAACUUGUCAGUCCCUGGGACUAAGAUUAAAUUCAGGUUAUCAAGUUUGACAAGUGCCUUUUCCCACGGACUCAUUCACUAGUUAGUUCUUUGGGGAGUUGUUUUUAAGACAGUGUCACAGAGCUAGCCUAGGCUGAUCUGGACUUUCAGUGUAGCUGAAGGUGACGUUAAACUUCUGAUCCUCCUGCCUCAACAUUUGUGGAGUGUUUCGAUGAGUAUUAGCUACCACAGUUAUUUAAAGAAACCAUGACUUUAAAAAAUAUUUUCUUGUAGUCAUUCCUCAGCAGCAUCAAAUCAGCAUAUUUGGGGUUUGCACUGUAUUAGAAUUCUUGAGUUUAAAAACUGCUUCAGGGGCUGGGGAUUUAGCUCAGUGGUAGAGCGCUUACCUAGGAAGCGCAAGGCCCUGGGUUCGGUCCCCAGCUCCGAAAAAAAGAACCAAAAAAAAAAAAAAAAAAACUGCUUCAGUUAGCCUGCUCACAAAAAUCUGUUAAAUCAAUUUUGUCUUGGGAUUAGGGCAGAAUCUUUAAUAAUUUCUGAAAUGUCCAUAAACUUAUUCAUGCUAUUUCAUACAAGUAUUUGUGAAAAAGUGUUCUUGGCGCUGACAUUUAUAAAAUUUAAAACUUUGAGAAACUACGUUUUAUAUCCUUUGGUAUCAAAUAUUUAGCUGACUUCUUUAUAUUAAAAAUGGCAAACAUGGGCUGGAGAGAUGGCUCAGUGGUUAAGAGCACUGACUGCUCUUCCACAGGUCCUGAGUUCAAUUCCUAGCAGCCCCAUGGUGGCUCACAACCAUCUGUAAUGAGAUCUGGUGCCUUCUUCUGGUGUGUCUGAAGACAGCUACACUGUACUCAUAUAUAAUAAAUAAAUCUUUUUAAAAAAUGGCAAACAUAUCCAUCUCAUUAAUAUGCAAAUGUGAUCUAAUAGUUAAUAAUAGUAAGGCUAGCAAUACAUAGCAAAAAUGCUUUUAAAUAAAUUUAUGAUUAUCAGUAAAUAUUUCUGGUAUACUUAUACAUACCUGGAGUUGUGUAAAGAAAUAAAGAAGUGGAAGUUUAAGUCCUAAUUAAGGAAAAGGUUAGGUACUGUAGGAAGUAAAUAAAAGCAGGAAACCCUGAGGCUGGGAAUGAAGCCCAGUUGGUCGAAUGCUUUUAACAUGCAUGAGGCCCUGAGUUCCAGCCCCAGCACUUUAUACAGCUUGGGUUGGUAGUUUAGCCCAGCACUUUGGGAGGUGGAAGCAGUAGGAGCAGAAAUUGAUGGUCAUUGGGCAACUCACAGCUUUUGAGGCACGUCUGUUUUAUAAGGAGGUUCUGUCUCAAAAGCGGUGUGGGAUGGGCAAAAGAGGCGUGCCCCCCCCCCAAUCCCUUCUUUCUUUUUCUUCUUCUUCUUCUUUGGAGUUUCAAGUGGGACGAGAGAUUAGUUAGAACUGUGGCUGAGUUGGAAAACUGCUGCUGGCCAACCAGCCAAUUACGUCAAGAGGAGCUCCGGGAUGCAGCUAACGUUUCGUGGCCAGCCAGAACCGAAUCUCACGCAAAGUCCCACAAAGACUCGGUAAACGAACCUCGCUAUGCCAGGCUAAUCUCCCUCUCCCGCCCGGACUGAUGCCUGUUCUGGAGACGCAGCUCAGACACCCCGCGGGUCUUCAGAAAGCGACCUCAGCUCACUCCGAGAGCAUCAGUGCUUAAGGGCGAGCAUCGCCGGAGCCCCGCCCAUCCCGGUCCACCCAAGGACCGCGCAAGCGCAGUUGGGCGGGACGCGGGGGGUCCACGUUCAGCGGCGUAGACAAAGGCGGGCGUGCGCACGCUCUUACGUAGGCCUGGGCCGGCGGCGGGCAGGGCAGGGCGGGAGCGGCAGUCACCGAGGACUGGAGUCGAGCCUCACGGCCGCUCUGGCAGCAUGUAAACAACCUUUUGCCAAGAACCCAGGUCACCGCUAAGAAGGGUGCCUUAAGGGAGAAGAAUAUCAGAGGACACCAAUGCCAGGAGUGUCUGGAACAGUGCUCGGUACAGGCAGCAUGAGACGUUCUGUGCCAGCCUCUGUGUGCUACUGGCAAAGGCUGGGGCUCUCCGGGUAGGAGGGUCCUGGGUCAGCCAGCGUCAAGAGCCCCCCGAGGGAGCAUGGGACCAGCUAUGAACUCUUUGCAGUAAGCUCAGUUUUAGCUUAUGAAGGAAUUUUAAGUAAACGUUACUUAAUCUCUACAGACGGACAUUCGGAAGCCUUGGUGAGAAGUGCCAGCAGCUGCCCUUGUCUACUGGAGUUUCAGGAUUCUUCUGGCGCCAAGGCGAACUCUUCUUGGUACUUGUGACAAUACAGAUCUUUAGGACAAAUUCACCUGCUGUGAAUGCUUUGGGCAGGAGGAAAAGUAAAACCUUGGCAGCAGCCACGUAGCUGACCAGAAAGCUCUCCCGUGCUACUCGCUUGCCCGGACACCCAGUCAGGACUCGGGCGCUGCUCCCGCCGCACUCAUCACAGAUUGUUUCCUGUGCCCGGGGGACCUGGCGUUUCUGGGGUGCUCCUGCGACCCUUUUCUUCUUCUCUGCGCCAGAGUUCUGUACUCAGGCAGUUGGAUGACGUGAACUUUGAGAUGGAGUUUGUCACCUGUGAGGGGCUGGCUGCCUUUCCAAGGCCUGUUCUGUCUGAAGGGACCAUCUGAAGGACGUGUUUGUGUGUGGAAAAGAGGGCACCAGCCUGACCCGCAUCCUCCACCAUGUUCCUGUUGCUGCCUUUUGAUAGCUUGAUUGUCAACCUCCUGGGCAUCUCCCUGACCGUCCUCUUCACCCUCCUACUUGUUUUCAUCAUUGUCCCUGCCGUCUUUGGAGUGUCCUUUGGUAUCCGAAAGCUGUACAUGAAAACACUGUUAAAGAUCUUCGCGUGGGCUACCUUGAGAAUGGAGAGAGGAGCCAAGGAGAAGAACCACCAGCUUUACAAGCCCUACACCAACGGAAUCAUUGCAAAAGAUCCCACUUCUCUGGAAGAAGAAAUCAAAGAAAUUCGUCGAAGUGGUAGUAACAAGGCUCUGGAUAAGACACCAGAGUUUGAGCUCUCUGACAUCUUCUACUUUUGCCGGAAAGGAAUGGAGACUAUUAUGGAUGACGAAGUGACAAAGAGAUUCUCGGCAGAGGAGUUGGAGUCCUGGAAUUUGCUGAGCAGAACCAAUUACAACUUCCAGUAUAUAAGCCUGCGGCUGACCAUCCUCUGGGGGUUAGGAGUGCUGAUCCGGUACUGUUUCCUUCUGCCACUCAGGAUUGCUCUGGCAUUCACAGGGAUUAGCCUCUUGGUAGCGGGCACUACCGUGGUUGGAUACCUGCCAAGUGGGAGGAAAAACAGACCAAGAAAUGGUGGCAUCUGUGUUGCUAACCAUACGUCGCCCAUUGAUGUGAUCAUCUUGGCCAGCGACGGCUACUACGCCAUGGUGGGACAGGUGCACGGGGGCCUUAUGGGUGUGAUUCAGAGAGCAAUGGUGAAAGCCUGCCCCCAUGUCUGGUUUGAGCGUUCUGAAGUGAAAGAUCGCCACCUGGUGGCUAAGAGAUUGACUGAGCAUGUACAAGAUAAAAGCAAGUUGCCCAUCCUCAUCUUCCCAGAAGGAACCUGCAUCAAUAACACAUCCGUGAUGAUGUUCAAAAAGGGAAGCUUUGAGAUUGGAGCCACUGUUUAUCCUGUUGCUAUCAAGUAUGACCCUCAGUUUGGUGAUGCCUUCUGGAAUAGCAGCAAGUAUGGCAUGGUGACGUACUUGCUCAGAAUGAUGACCAGUUGGGCCAUUGUCUGCAGUGUUUGGUACCUGCCUCCUAUGACCAGAGAGAAAGAGGAAGAUGCUGUGCAGUUUGCUAACAGAGUGAAGUCCGCCAUUGCCCGGCAAGGAGGACUGGUGGACCUGCUGUGGGACGGUGGAUUGAAGAGGGAGAAGGUGAAGGACACGUUCAAGGAGGAGCAGCAGAAGCUGUAUAGCAAGAUGAUUGUGGGUAACCAUGAGGACCGGAGCCGGUCCUGAACCUCCAUCUUGCGCUGGCCGAAGCUGCCACCUCUAAAUCCUGAAGUGAGCCAGCUGCAGUUGUGGCUGCCCCAGCCUCUGCCAUCAUCCCCGCCACCCACUGCUGCAUCCUAACAGACUCUGGCCCUCAGGCUGUCCUGGACUCCAGGACUGGAGUCUUGAGAGCUCCAUGGGCUGCCUGCUGUCCUCUAACCAGAGUGCUGCUGGCUGGGGCUCCUUGGGACAAAAUGCCUCUUGUUCCUCUAUAGUGAGCCUCUAAGAGGAGUGCCAUUAAAGCAGUUCUAGCUGGUGAGAAGGUGGGCCCUGUUCUUGCCUCGAGAGGAUGUCGGGUGUUACCGCGUAGGGACAGCCACCCUCUGGGGAAAGUUGGGAAAAACACAGCCGCAGUGGGUGCCUCUCAGCCUCCAACUAAGAGCUUUGACACAGGACAAAAGAACUGUCUACAGGAGCGUUCAUUUCAUUCGGCAAGCGGAGUCCCAAGUUCCUGUGUUCCUGCUUAUGAAGAUCAUCAGAGUAUGAGAUAGGAAAAAGCCAGUGGGCCCUGGGCUAGCCCCAGGAGUCUUUGAUUCAGACUCCAGGCUGAGCCUGAAUCCCCCACAUGACUUGUCUGUUUAAUAUGUCUGUUUCCCUGUCUGUUACAUGGAAUUGCAGGGAGAGAAAUGGUGGUGAUGCCUACCUCACAGGGUUGUUGUGGGGACUCCAGUGCUAGUGUGUGUGAAGGGAAUGUGUGCUGCUCUCCCAGGGACAGCGUCAGAGAGUGUGGCAGGACAAGGUCAGAGCUACAACUGCUGCCCAGGAUUUUAAACUUGUUUGUGAGUAAAUAAAACUGGAUGGUAAAUGAA
Messenger RNA from Rattus norvegicus (Norway rat), 8723 nucleotides. RefSeq names its product glycerol-3-phosphate acyltransferase 4 (gene Gpat4). Gene Ontology annotation, cellular component: membrane; endoplasmic reticulum. The record is from RefSeq and is a predicted model, not a curated record. Gene Ontology annotation, molecular function: glycerol-3-phosphate O-acyltransferase activity; acyltransferase activity; acyltransferase activity, transferring groups other than amino-acyl groups. Gene Ontology annotation, biological process: acyl-CoA metabolic process; lactation; lipid biosynthetic process. NCBI's taxonomy places the organism in Eukaryota, Metazoa, Chordata, Mammalia, Rodentia, Muridae.